Cavia porcellus (domestic guinea pig) is the source of this 7138-nucleotide messenger RNA. RefSeq names its product ADP ribosylation factor like GTPase 5B (gene Arl5b). The transcript has 6 exons. The record is from RefSeq and is a predicted model, not a curated record. NCBI's taxonomy places the organism in Eukaryota, Metazoa, Chordata, Mammalia, Rodentia, Caviidae. Gene Ontology annotation, cellular component: cytoplasm; trans-Golgi network. Gene Ontology annotation, biological process: protein localization to Golgi membrane; intracellular protein transport; vesicle-mediated transport. The coding region runs from base 292 to 834 and encodes 180 amino acids. Gene Ontology annotation, molecular function: GTPase activity; GTP binding.
AGGCGGGGCUUGGCGCUGGUGGAGACUACUGUGGGUAGGUGGGUUGAGACCAGGGGACUACGGGUCGGCGUUGGGCACAGCGGACCCGAAACAAAGGACUCUCGGCCCACUCUCGGCGCGGCGUCUCGUCUGCUGUGGCUGAGCCGUUAGGUCGAGUGUGCGCGGCCGACCGGUGCCUUCGCCGCGGCGUCUCGGUGGGCUCCUGCUCGGUCCCCACGGCCAGCGCCGCGGUGCGGGACCCGGCUCGGCGGCACCUGCUGCUUAGGGAGCCAGCGGCCCGGCCCCGUGCUCAUGAUGGGGCUGAUUUUCGCUAAAGUAUGGAGCCUCUUCUGUAAUCAAGAACACAAAGUAAUUAUAGUGGGACUGGAUAAUGCAGGGAAAACCACCAUUCUUUAUCAAUUCUUAAUGAAUGAAGUGGUUCAUACUUCUCCAACCAUAGGAAGCAAUGUGGAAGAAAUAGUUGUGAAAAACACUCAUUUUCUUAUGUGGGAUAUUGGGGGACAAGAGUCACUGCGGUCAUCCUGGAACACAUAUUACUCAAACACAGAGUUCAUCAUUCUUGUAGUUGACAGCAUUGACAGGGAGCGACUAGCUAUUACGAAAGAAGAAUUAUACAGAAUGUUGGCUCAUGAGGAUUUAAGGAAGGCUGCAGUGCUUAUCUUUGCAAACAAACAGGAUAUGAAAGGGUGCAUGACUGCAGCUGAAAUCUCUAAAUACCUCACUCUUAGUUCAAUUAAGGAUCAUCCAUGGCACAUUCAGUCCUGCUGUGCUUUAACAGGAGAAGGGUUAUGCCAAGGUCUGGAAUGGAUGACUUCCCGGAUUGGCGUGAGAUAACUUUUUUGCUUGAAAGAGACUCUUCUAUUUAUUCUGUGACAUGAACAUUUUUCCUAGUAUCUUUGGCUGCUAAGGCAGCAGCAUGUUUAAUUUAUAACAACACAAACCUCUAUAAGCAACACUUGAAUCAAGUGCAGCUGAACUGGAACGUAAAAGAUUUUUUCUUAACUUUUUUUAAAUGCACUAAUUUUCAGUUGGAUGAACAUUAUGUAUGUUUUCAACAACAGAACUCUUCUGACUGGUUAUUCUUAUUCAGUGACUGCCUUGUAAAAAUGUUUGUCAUAUGUUUAAUGUUUUCACAAGUAUUGUUCUAACUUUUUGACCAAUUUCUUUCCGUUCUUGAUUACUGCCCCUCUCCCAGAUAGUUACUGUUUGACAGAGUAGAAAUGGAAACCCCGAUGUUAUUUCUGAACUUCUCCAGCAUGAAAUAUAUUUCCUCCAAAACUAUCUUUUGAACAAAAUUUAUUAUAAAGAAAUCUGCCUGGAAGGUUUAUGUAAUAAGAUUAAAAUUAAACAUCAUAAAUACUUGCCUUUAAACUUCCCUCAUAUUAUUGCAUGUCAUGGCGUAACUUAAGUUGCUGUUAUAUAAUAGAAAUUAAGUAAACUUAUGCAAAGGACUUGUUUACUUUUCUGCCUACAAGAAUCAAAAUGAAAUAUGUGAGAACCCAGCUUUGAUAGCAGGUAUUGUUGGAUAAAUCUGAUAUUUUUAAGAAUGUCAUAUUAUUCAGUGCAUACAUAACAAGUUAUUACAGAAUACUAAAACUAAAAAUAUACUUAAAAUAUAUUGUACUAUUAAUUUGCAAAUAACUUUUAUCAGCAAAAUUGUAGCUAUUUUAUUUGUAAGAGUUACCACCUUAGGCAGUACCUAAAUCAGAAAAUGUGUCAGCAUUUUUGACAUCAGUGCUAUAUUACUUAAAAUCUAUGGAAGUUACCUAAAUCUUUUUAUGGGUGUUGUGUAAUAGGCUUAAAACAAUCGUAUUUUUGUAAUUAUACUUUGCAUUCUAAAAUCACAUAGCAAACUGCUAGAUCUAAUCUUACUUUGUAGAAUAUUACUAUGAAAAUUUAAGACCCUUAACAGCUUAAAAAGUAAAAAAAUAAAAUGGAGAAGUCAUAAUCUAUCAAAAGCUUGCUUAUUGGAUACUCCUAAAAAGUUUGAGGCAGUUGUCUAAUAUGAAAAAUAAUCCAAACAGUACAUAACUUAAAUGAAGAGUGGGGACAAGUACUGAAAUUUCAAUCCUGUUUAUUUCAAGUAAAAUUUUGCUGUCAUGAAAGGGAAAGAAUGUGAAAAAGAAUAGUAGAUCAAUUUUGUAGUGUUUUUCUCAUUUGGAUCACAGAAAAGUUUCAGUGUUCAUAAGAAUUUCAAAAUUCUUGUUCAAAGUAAAUUUCAAUAUUUUAUCCCUAAAUUGAUAGGAAUUUUACUUUCUUUUCAGAUGUACGUGGUGUAUUAUAUAGAGAGGAAUUAAUUUAGUGGUACUUGGCAACCUUUUCCUGAUUUUCAUUUAGUAGUAGCCUACCCUGGAAUGGAAAGUAGCCAGAAGAAAGCCUUCUGGGCUUUGGAAAAUAGUUUACUUUUAUUUUGAACCUUUUUUUCUUACUGAUUCUACAUGAGUAGUUGGUAAGUUUAAUUGUGUUUUUAAUAUAAUUAUAAUCAAGAAUGUAAAAGAAAAGCAAGUAUAAAUCCAUAUGGAUGCUUUCUUCGUGCUGUGUGUUUAUGAUGGUGGUGGGAGAGGUUGGGACUGAAGAACUAUUACCAUUUACCUAAAGCACAUUUUGCCUGAACUUCUCCUUGGUUUUAUUGUUUACCAUAAAUACUAAGGAUAAUUCUUAUAAGUCUGUUCUGAGAAAGCAUAUUUAAUGCUCCAGUAUUUCCCUGUGAAAUAAUUAUCUGCAUUCGUGUAUCUAAUAAGGGUGGUUCUGGUUCAGUUUUCUUCUAUCAAAUUAUAUGAUUAUUUUUAUAUUACCACAUCAGCAUUAUAUUGAAAGUGUUGUCGUCAACUGUAUUUUUCAAACAACUAGCAGCAUAGACUGAAAUGUCCUGUUUGUUUUAAAAUACAAUGUUUUCUGAAUCUGUUUUUUUUGCGUUAGAAGUGAUGUGUGUUAGUAUUUAUUAAGGAUAAAAUUGCCAUUCAAGUAGACUUUGUGCCAAUGGUUGAGAAGUUUAAGACUUUUUAAAAGGUUAAAGAGUAUUACUCGGAUCUUUCCUGUUAUAGUACUAUGAAAGUUGCUUAUUGUUUACUCCAAGAGAAUGUUUGACCCCAAGCAAGUAUCUAAUACUUAACCAUUGAUUUUGACAUUGGUUGCAAAUUAGCCAACUUUCUAAGACAGAUAUCUUAUGAAAAUGUGUGUGAUUAGUGCCUUUAUUCACAUUUUGAGAUAAAUUCUCAGUUUUGUACUACACCUACUCUUUAGAGUCAGAUUUUAAGCUAACGAGCUCAAAAAGGGAAUAAAUAGAGUGUUAUUCUCUCUUUCAGCUCCACAUUUUACCUGGCAAAGUUCCUAGGAAGUAGAAAGUAAGGAACCCACCACAUUUCCCUUAGAUUAUUCUAAAUUUUAUUUUUAGUUGGAAAAUGUGUUAAAUUUUAACUGGAAUAUUUUUGACGUGUUAUGACUAAAAUGUAUAACAACUACCAUGCCAAGUUCAAUUAUGGCAUUUUUCUUAAUUCUAAACAUUAUGUUCCUCAUCUUUAUCCCAGUAAUUCUUACUGAAAACAUUUUGAAAACGCUUUUAGAAUAGUUCCUUUUUUAGGGAGUUUGCUGAACAUUUUAUUGUUAGUGUAAUUUAACUUUAAAAAACUGAAAUGUAUACAAUCUGUUGGAAACUAAAAUAGUUUUUGCUUGUAUUCUUAAAGAUAUAAUUAUGUUGGGGCUGGGGAUUUAGCUCAGCGGCAUAAGCACCUGCCUUGCAAGCAGGCGGUCGUGAGUUCGAUCCCUGGUACCGGUAAAAAUGAAAAAGACAAAUGAAAAAGACAAAAAAAAAAAAAAAAAGAUAUAAUUAUGUUUAUUUUAGAUUAUUUGGAGGAAAGAUACUAUAAGUUUCAUUAAUUAAAAUAAUUUUUAAAUGUCGGUGCCUCCUAUAAUGGUAGCCAUUUUGAUUAAGCAUAAUUUAACUUUGAUGAUCAAAAAGAUAAAGAGAAAACAAUUGUUUUCCAGUAGGAACAGUGAGUGGCAUAGACAGUGCUGUUAACAGUAGUCUCUGAAGAGUUAUGGAAAUGUUAAAGCAAAGAAAUUUUAAAACUCUUUGAUAGAGUUGCUUAGGUGAAAUUUUAGAUGAAAUCAUUCUGAAUGACACCCAUUUAAUCCUAACUGUUAAAACCAUACAUUAAAGAAAUUACUGGUAUUGUGACUGCAUUAGGAGUGUUAUUGACACUCAUCUUUGAAGACCAUCUUUAGGAGUCUAAUUUUAAAUCCAUGGCUUCUGAACCAGUAAAACUUUAAUUUAGUUCUAAAAGAUCUUUUUCCAUUUUGUCUCAGUAAAAUUAUUUCAAAACACAAAUACUGUCUUAUACCUAGUCAAAUACUGUAUUGGCUCUCUGAAGAAAUGAAUUUGCAUAUUUAUUAUCUAGUUGACCUAAGACAGUUAAUGACAAUACUGUACAUAUUAGUUGUUUUUUCCAUAGUGAGGAAAUUUAGCCAGUUGGAGCUCUGUCUUUUAAUUUUAAAUUUCUGCAUCUUUAUUACUAAUAAUUUUUAAAGCCAAAAAUUGUGUGCAUGUAAUAUAGAAUUAAACUGAUUUUAGCAUUUGAUUCCUAUUCUUAUUUCAUUUAGUGUAUAAAUAUAAUCAAGGAAAAUAUCAUUUAAUAACUAGUAUUCAAUUUGAACUGGUAGCUAAUAACAAUGCAAAAAAAAAACAAGCCAUAUUGUUAAUAUUAAAUUGCUUAUAAAGCGUCAGUAGGUGCUGGAAAUAAUCUCUUUUAGAAAGUUUAUCUUUUUUUUUUUUUCUGGAUUUACUAAUUAGUUGGAAGUGGUUAGUUCGUUUUCUUGCCUUAUAUGAUACUCCAAGCUCUAGUUCUAUUUGACUUUUUACAGUUGAAAGGAUAAUGUGACCAGGAUGUUAAUAUUUAACUAGUGUUUGCAUAUAGCUGAAACUGCUUCAUGUCCCGGGUUAGUUUUUUCACUACUUCAUUUAAUAUUAUUGUGAAAACUGAAACUCAAAAGCUAAGUUCCCAAAAAAAGAAUAUUGUAUGAAUUGUACAGGAGGCUAUAGAAAAGAGGAUCACAAGAUCAAGGAAGGGAAGCACGGGCAACUUAUAGUGAGACCCUGCCUCAAAAUAAGAGCUGGGGAUGUGGCUCAGUAAUAGGGUGCUUGUCUAGCAAGGUUCAGUCAGAAUUCUAAGUGACCAAAAUUCUAAGUGACCAAAGCUAUUUAUCUAUUUAGAUAAAGUUAAUGUAAAAAAUAGGUUUCACUACUGUUUUAAAUUAAAGGAAAAAGUCUUCAUUGGGUUGGAAAUUGAUUUUAAAAUGUGUAUGAGUCAGUGAAAUGUUUAAAAAAUGUUACUUUGGAAGUUUAGAGACAUACCUAGAAAUAAACUUAGAACACUUGAAAUGAAAAACUGGGAGUAGAAAUGUGUUGACAAAGAUGUAAAAGAACAUGUGAAUGGAAGAAGAAAUUUCCCUUCCUGCUCUCAUUUAGGGCCUUUGAAAUUACUAGUCUUUUAGAGCACAUAGCUUAACUUGUUUUUAUUAUGGCCAAAAAAUCUGAAGACUGAUGAGAUUUUUAAAAUUUGAAAUUAGAGUCAGACACAUCUUUUGCAUUUCUUUAAAAACUAGUGAUCUAUGCUUUGUUCUGAAAGUGAAGUAAUAAAAUGUUCUGUUCAUAGCUGUUGAAAUAGAAAAGUUCUAAAAGAAUGGUAAUGUUCUAAUGCGCAAACUUUUAAAGUGUUAAUUUAAAAAUUACCUCGUUGUGUAAUCCACAAGGUGCUUAGUUCAAAUUUGUGGGAUGUUGCUCUGUCCCAUGAAUACCCUCUUCAUACAAACUGUGUAUAAAAUACACAGAAUUUACACCUAAGGGAUAACAUUCCUUGGGGAUUUUGUUUUAGUCUUAAUCAUUUCUACCAGCAGGGCUAACAUGAUUUGUCAGAUUACGUACAGUUUUCACUAAAGCACAUGAGCAAUUGCUCAGUCAGUAUUUAAUUAGUUAUAUAAAAUGAAAGGAAGGAAAAGAUUCUUAAUGAGUUUGAUUAGAUUAUGCUGUUGAAUAUAUAUACUUCAGUAUUGGUAGAAUAAUAUAUACCACUUGAUCUCACUUGCAUAAUUAUUUGCAUGUUUUGAUCCUGUUCAUAAGAGACUGUACUCUUUUUAACCUAACAUUUUCCCUCAGGAAGUUCAGGGACUUUAAAACCCUUAUUUUAUUCUCUUGGAGUAAACUUUCAAUGUAGUUAUGAAAACUUUUUAAUUUUGAUUUUUAAAAAAUUUAGUUGCUAUUUCAUCAAAAAUGCACAGUAAACAGUAGUUACGAUUUUUUUCAGUUUUGGAACAGUUAUACAUUUUAUCAUCUGUUCUAUGGAACAUAAUUGUGGCCUUGCCCUCGCAUUUAUUCUAAUCAGAAUGUAGUGAUUGUGAUCACAUAUUGCCAUCCUACUGCAAACUGGUGCUUUAGAGCACAUAGAGGAAGCAGCAGGCCCUGUAUUCAAAAUACUUGCCUUCAAAUGUAAAACUUCUUGAAAGUCUGUAUGUAAGCUCAUUUCUUAAAUAUUGAAAUACAGACUUUUAUCUGUCAGGCUUUAGGCUUCUUUCUGCAAAAGCUCUAACAGUAUCUUAGCAAAUUAGCUUGGUCAAAAUAGAAGAAGGUAUUAAGAAGGUCAAACGUGGGAAUUGGAUUUCUGUGCCCUCUCCCCCUGGUGUUGUACAGAGAAAAGAAAAAUGUCUUUGUUGCCACAAACUACUUCUGAAUGCUAACCAACUGAAAUUUGUAUCAUUGGUCCAAUGUAUAAGCAUUAAUGAAGAAAUUUUAAAAGCAAAUUACUCUACAUUCACAUCACUUCUUGCAAAUAGUUUAAAGCAUGUUCUUCUAAUGGUGGGCUAGUUUAGAAGACAUUUUAAAGAUUUUAAUACUUCAUCACUGUUGUGAAAUGCUUUUGUAUGUUACAUUUAGGUUGCUGGCAUUCAUGAUUUUUUAUUUCUGCAAUUAUGUUGUAAUGAAUUGCUUGCAUGCCUACUUACCCAAGUAAAACGAUGCUGUUUGUUCUGGAAUGUUCAUCUUUUAGACAGGAUUUGGCUCAUUUGCAAUCAUGGUGCAAUAUAGUGUAACACUUGUUUUCAGUCAAUGGUUUUAUUUUUGUCAUAAUAAAUAAUUUUCCAAUAUGAA